Molecule: messenger RNA, 2503 nt
Organism: Striga asiatica
Lineage: Eukaryota; Viridiplantae; Streptophyta; Magnoliopsida; Lamiales; Orobanchaceae
Source: the annotation of a GenBank genome assembly
AUAUGCNCCGUGCAAUUUUCUCGGCGGUAUACCGUUAAAGAACUUCAAGAUCGCUGGUACUCACUCCUUUAUGAUCCAGUGGUUUCCACAGAAGCUGCCCCUCAUAUGCUAGAGGUCAUGCGUUCUGAAUUUUCGCCACAACCGAGAUCCAACAAAUCGGAAGCUGUAAAAGAAGCAGCCCUCACCUCAGGGAAGAGAAAAAAAGCCGAGAAUAUCCGAAAAUGUUACUACGCCAUGUGUAAAAGAAUCUGUAACGUGCCUCUCGACAUCAUGGGCAUCGAUCUCCUCCCCGGCUCGAGCGCUACCAAUUUCGGAGACGAAAACGGGCUCGGAAUCCAAGACCCGGACUUCGAUAUCGGGCCUCAUCUCUUUCCCGAAUUCGGGCCCAACUCCUCCAAUGAUCUUCAGUUCGGCGGGCAAGUUGCCGCCCAUGACCUUCCCCCGUUCACUUACGAGGACAGCACUCUCCCAGAAUUCAACCAGUCGGAUCUAUUUGGGCCCGAGGCCCAUCUGGAAGGGCCCGGAUUCGGAGCAUGUGACAGCGGGCCGUAUCGUAAUUUGGCGUGCUCAUCCUCCACGAUGCCUCAAAUGUCGAUGUGGGACGACAGUACUUCCCCGGAUAUGUGUGCCCCUUCUGACCAACUCAUGGCCAGGGACGAAUUCGUAAUUCCGCCGUCAUGUAAUGUUAAUGUGACAGACAGCUAUUUGGCUGAGCUGUCCAAUACAUUGUUCUCCGAUGACCUGCACUGCUCGGAUAGUAGCCCGAAGGACGGCAUCGACGCAUCUUAUCUCGAAGGGCUUUCCUCGCUUUUGACGUUCGAUGCUUCCCCAAGUCAGAUCGAGUUGGAUGGCACAGCUGGCGGGCCUCAUUUACUAUGCGAGGAGCCCGAUAAAGCUGCUAGCCCAAUUCGCGCAAGUAAAGAACUUGGGCCCGAAUACACAAACGGGGUCAUCUGCUGCACGUUGAAUACUGAAGACCCGAAUAUACCCGACAAUGAUGAUGUGUUCCUUCCUGUUCGUUUGCCUUCGCCGAGUUUUACACCAAGUGGGUUUCACUGGAAAUUUGAAGAUCCAAUUUUUACUAAGGACUUGACUAAUGUUGCACGAAAGGUAAAAGUGAAAGUUGGGCCACCGGCCAUGAAAAACAACGGUCAAAAGGAUCCUUGUGGGCCCUCACGCAUUGAAGUGGCGACUGGGCCGCUGGAUAAGGGUUCGAUAUAUUCGGUUGCAGAUAAAGGGGUGAAAUUUGAGCUGCCCAAGAGUAAUAUUCAGCAGGCUGUGCUCAGGAAUGUGAGAAAAGGUGAGGGUUAUUCGAGCCGUGCAAGUUCGGCGAACACUAAUGAAAAUUGUACUGCUAAGGAGAGUUCAGUGGAUGUGGAUCAGGGAAAGAAAGUCGAUUGUGAGCACAUUGAGAUUUGUUUGGAUAAGCGUGAGCAUGGUGUGGACAUUCUUGAAAGCCUUGAGAAGAGUGAUAAUGUGAAAGCGGAAACUUCAAAUGUUGGGUUGGUGGAUGACGAGCCAAGCUGCCGAAAGACAAUUGCUUUGCCGAUUGACGAGUCUCUAGUAUUGGAUAUGGAAGAGUGGUCGGAAAACGAUGUGCCUUGUUUUUCUGAUGUUGAAGCAAUGAUUCUGGAUAUGGACUUGAGCCCGGACCUGUAUACAAAUCCAGAAGGUGUUAGAAUUACUCUGUUGAACCUCAUUGAUGUUAGGGAAGUUCAACGAUAUAUGCUCGAAGAAUCUAAAAAAGCAAUCAUGAGACUUGAGCAAUCAGCCGACUCUUGUACUCAGAGAACAUUUGCUAGACAAGGCGCAUUUGCUGUUCUCUACGGCCGCUGGUCAAAGCAUUUCAUAAAGAAGCCUGAGGUGAUACUCGGCAGGUCAACUGAAGAAAGUAAAGUUGACAUCGACUUGGGAAGAGAAAAAAAUGGUGGAAAAAUUUCUCGAAGACAGGCUAUUAUAAAGAUGGACAUGCAUGGGACUUUCCAAUUGAUCAACGUGGGAAAAUCUUGGGUUUACGUGAAUGGCAAAGAGGUGUUGCCUUGCCAGAGUUUAAGCCUUACCUCUGGCUGUCUUAUCGAGGUGAGGGGAUUGGCAUUUAUUUUCGAGACAAGUCGUGCGAACAUAAACAUUUACUUGAACAGCAUUGUGGGAUCGAACUUGAAAGGAAGUUGAACGAGCUCCGUCGUGUGUGAGUUCAGGAAAGGUGCCAUUUUUAGCCUGCCACUUUCCUGAACAAGCUAUGUAACCACUAGAUGUAUAAAGAAAACAACAUUUGUGUUUCCCCUAACUACAUUUCUUUUCUCUUAACUACCCUUUUUUUUUCUCUUUUUAUUUUUUGGUAGGACUACAUGUUGUUUAACUCCUUAACUUAUUUGUUGGUUUAAUUAGAGGAUUUUACAUUUUUUUUAGUCUGUUGAUAUAGAAGAUAAUAGUGUCUUAUAGGUCAAGGUGCACUUUGAUUUCAUAAAGUAUCGGCAAAUUGCAGAAGCCAUUUGCAGUUAUA